This is a messenger RNA of Penicillium lagena, 903 nucleotides long. RefSeq lists its product as uncharacterized. Bases 1 to 903 code for a protein of 300 amino acids. NCBI's taxonomy places the organism in Eukaryota, Fungi, Ascomycota, Eurotiomycetes, Eurotiales, Aspergillaceae. Gene Ontology annotation, molecular function: hydrolase activity. The record is from RefSeq and is a predicted model, not a curated record. The transcript has a single exon.
AUGUGGCGGGUUACAUUAUUUUUCAGAAAUCUUUACCUCCGAAUUGCUGUGACCUUUCUGCGGGUCGUCUUCAAAUUAACACGUCCUGCAUCGGUUGCAAAGCAUGUUCAUACCACCCUGCGUAUUUCAAGUCGAGACGCCGGCAGAACCAUCACGGCCCAUCUAUACAAGAGAGAUACCCCAACUCCAUCUGUUCCACAGCCGGCUUUGAUCAAUUUCCAUGGAAGCGGGAUGAUUUUUCCUGCUUUUGGCUCGGACGAUGAGUUUUGUCACCACGUCUGUCAAAACACAGACUACGCAGUGAUCGAUGUCCAGUAUCGGCUGUCUCCCGAAAAUCCGUUCCCAGCUGCUGUGAACGAUGUUGAAGAUGUUAUCCGGUGGGUCUUAGGACAGCCGGAUAAAUAUGAUCUGACUCGACUGAGUGCUUCGGGCUUCAGUGCUGGAGGGAAUCUUGCCCUCGUUGCUGCUGGUGUCCUACUGCCUCAAGAUACUUUUCGCUCAGUUCUUGCUUUCUAUCCCGGAGUGGAUCUAGCAAAGAACCCCGCUGAAAAGAUCGCACCUGAUACGUCUGGAAAGGCGAUUCCUCCUCGGAUAGCACGUUUUUUUAACAAUUGUUAUAUCCCUGUGGAUGUCGAUGCGCGGGAUCCUCGUAUUUCGCCCCUUUAUGCAGAUCCCACACGAUUCCCUACUAGACUUUUGAUGAUAACUGCUGGUCGUGACAAUUUGGCACCAGAGGCUGAAGAGCUUGUCUCUCGUGUUAAAAAGCAAGCCGAUCAUCAUGUCGUCUUUCAGAGAAUGGAGAAUUGUGAUCACGGCUGGGAUAAAUCUGUGAAUGCAGGGCCUAUACAAGAAGAGGCCAAAAGAAGGGCUUACUCGAUGGCGAUUGACAUGUUGAGAGAUUGA